This is a messenger RNA of Alosa alosa (allis shad), 12705 nucleotides long. Its product is annotated as hemicentin-1-like. Lineage: Eukaryota; Metazoa; Chordata; Actinopteri; Clupeiformes; Clupeidae. Gene Ontology annotation, biological process: homophilic cell-cell adhesion; dendrite self-avoidance; axon guidance. The record is from RefSeq and is a predicted model, not a curated record. Gene Ontology annotation, molecular function: cell-cell adhesion mediator activity; calcium ion binding. Gene Ontology annotation, cellular component: axon; plasma membrane.
CCGGCCCUCCACAACUUCCUCUCAUUUUUCUUCAGGAUGAAUCCAGCAGAAGGGGCUUCUCUCAGCUAAACACCUACCGUGGAGUAUCGAACAGGCUACUUUCCAUUAACGUUCUUUAACUUAAUUAGGAGCAACUGGAUAUCUUUCAUAGCCAAAAUUUGCUGACUGCAUUGUCUACAAUUAAGAUCAAGAUAAUCUCAGAUCUUCUUCGAUCAAGGAAACUCAAGUGUGAUAACUUGGAACUUUAAUUUUGAAUCACAUAUCCCUUUUGUUUGGAUUCUCUGUUAACGGGAUUCAGAUGCGUUAGUGCGAGAAUGACCGGCAACUGGAUACAAUUCCUGGCGUUAGCGCUGUUUAUCAGCGCGCAGCCAAUCUGCGGCAUCCCCCGGGCAGAGGGCCACUUUGGCCCCGGUGACAGCGCCUCCACUCUGGCCUUCGUCUUUGAUGUAACCGGCUCCAUGUACGACGACCUCAAACAAGUGAUUGAAGGCGCAUCUCGGAUUCUGGAGAAGACUUUAAAUCGGAGGACAAAGCCCAUCAAGAAUUUUGUCUUGGUACCUUUCCAUGAUCCAGACAUCGGCCCUGUGUCCAUCACCACUGACCCUAAGAAGUUCCAGAGGGACCUUCAGGAUCUGUUUGUUCAGGGUGGAGGGGACUGUCCAGAGAUGAGUAUAGGGGCCAUUAAGAAGGCUCUGGAGGUCUCGCUGCCCGGUUCCUUCAUCUACGUGUUCACAGACGCCCGUGCCAAAGACUACCGCCUCAAACGCGACGUCUUGCAGCUGGUGCAGCUUCGCCAGUCUCAGGUGGUGUUUGUGCUGACUGGAGACUGCGGUGACCGCACCCAGCCGGGGUACAGGGCCUACGAGGAGAUCGCCGCCACCAGCUCCGGACAGAUCUUCCACCUGGACAAGCAACAGGUCAACGAGGUACUGAAAUGGGUGGAGGAGACGGUCCAAUCCAUGAAGGUCCACCUGCUCUCCUCAGACCAUGAGCAUGCCGAGGAGAACACGUGGGAUCUGCCCUUUGACCCCAGCCUCAAAGAGGUCACCGUGUCGCUCAGCGGCCCAGCGCCCCUCAUCGAACUCCGAGACCCCUUCGGUCACAUGGUGGGUGAACACCAGGGGCUGACGGAACUCCUGAAUAUCCCGAACUCUGCCCGAGUGGUCAACUUGAAGAACCCACGACCAGGUGCAUGGACACUAAAGGUUGGCUGUGCUGGGCGACACACACUCCGUGUGACUGGUGUCAGUAACCUGGACUUCAGAGCAGGAUUCUCCAGUGUCCCUGUCUCCGAGUUCAACCACACCCGGGAGAGGCCCAUCAAAGGUCUGCCCACCCACGUGCUGCUGAAGUGUUCAGGGCUGACCCCCCCCGGCCUGAUCACACACACGGAGCUGGUGUCGGCGGGGGGGCGUUCUCUCCGCACCCUCCCUGUGCCCCUGCCAGCUGACCGCGGCUCUGGCGGCCUCUGGAGCGUCCCCGAGUUCCGCUCGCCCUCCCAGAGCUUCUUCAUGAAGGUGUGCGGGAAAGACGCCGACGGAUUCCCCUUCCAACGGCUCUCCACCGUGUCCUACACAAACAUUAUCCCAGUGCCCCCCUCAGUGAGUAUGCCUGCGGUGGUGCGUGGAUACUACAUGCAGCCUGCACUGCUGAGCUGCUCUGUGGACAGCGAUGUUCCUUUCCGUCUCCGUUUCACCCGCGAUGGAGUCACGCUGGGACAGGAGCAGCCCUUCCAGUCCUCUGGCAAAGCAUCAUGGGAAAUCCCCCACGCGUCCGGCAACGAUGAGGGCUUUUACGAGUGUGUGGCCCAGAGUAGCGCUGGCACAGGGCGAGCCAUCACACAACUCACAGUCACAGAGUUUCAGUGUUAAGGCUCAAGUAGGAACGUGGCCGGGUGCCGGGUGGGGCGUGGGUUUCUGCUGCGCUGCCAGGUGGACGGCUCCAUGCGCCACAACCUCACCUGGCUGCGCUCCGGCCACGUCCUUGCCCAGCGCUCCGGACGCGUCCGCCAGCGACCCGACGCCUCGCUGGAGAUCAGCGCCGUGACAACGCAGGACGCAGGGCAGUACCAGUGCGUGGCCACCAACUCCCACGGAGACAGUCGCAUCAACGUCUGGCUGCUGGUGCCAGAGGCCCCGCGUGUGGAGGUGACACCCCAGACGCAGAGCUUCACGCUGGGCUCAGAGGUGACCCUCUCCUGCUCCGCCUCUGGGUCUCCUCCACCAAAGCUCUUCUGGAGCCACGGGAACAUAUUCAUCAGCCGCAACCACAGGAUGACCAUAUCGGAGCGCGGGACCCUCACCAUCAGACACGCCAUCGCAGAGGAUGCUGGGAACUACACGUGCCUCGCCACCAACGAGGCUGGCACUGCCAGUCAAUCCACCUACCUCACCUUCGCAGAGAAGCCCAGGGUGUCUGCGGUGCGGUCUACUGUGCUGGUGGAGUCGGGGGGGGAUGCCACCCUCCAGUGCAGCGCCAGCGGGAACCCCCCACCUCUCAUCCACUGGUACAAAGGUGAUCUGGACCUGGGUGAGGUGGCGUUUGCGGAGCAGGAUGUGCAGAGCGGUGAGCUGCGGAUCAGAGGAGUGCAGGGGCUGGACGCGGGGCAGUACACCUGUGUGGCCAGCAGCUCCGCAGGGACCACCUCAGCAUCCGUGCACCUGGAGGUCGGAGUUGCCCCCCAGUUCUCCGAGGCUCCUCUGGACAUGGCAGUGGACGUGGGGGAGAAUGUGACCCUGCUGUGUGUCGCCCGCGGAGUCCCGGUCCCCACGGUAACGUGGCGCCGUGGAGACGGCCGUCUCAUCUCUACCAAACCAGGCGCCCACGGCAACGACCUGCAGCUGGCAUCCAGAGCUCUGCACAUCCAGAGUGUGUGGCUGGAUGAUGAAGGCGUGUACAUCUGUGAGGCUGAGAACCCGUUUGGAUCCAUCAGAACCGAAGCCAGAGUCUCUGUCACUGGUGUGGUACCCCCGCUACUGGCUCAGGUCGCUCCAGUCAGCACCACCGUGAUUGGUCAGUCCCUGACUAUUCCUUGCAUGCUAUUGGACGGCGUGCCACUUCCUGAAAGAGUCUGGACACAUAAUGGACAACAGAUGGAGUUCAGUAGUCGGGUGUUCCUCCGCAGUGACGGCAGUCUGCACGUGGAGAGGGCCGCUGCAGAGGAUUCUGGGACUUAUGUGUGUACUGCCAUAAAUGUGGCCGGAUCUGCCAACAUCUCAGUCAGCCUGGAGGUUCAUGUGCCUCCAGAGAUCAACCAAGGGCCUGUGCACUACAUAGCCAACGAGGGCGUGGGCAUCUCCCUAUCCUGUGUGGCCAGAGGAGUGCCACUGCCCACCCUGCUGUGGGCCAAGGGCAGAGACCCCAUGCCCCCGCAGGGUUUGGCGCUGCGCUGGGACCCCGAUGGUGAGCUCCACAUCCCGAGCCCCACGGCGCAGGACGCAGGGGUGUACGUCUGCACCGCCACCAGCCCCGCGGGUUACGCCAGCCGAGAAGUGCAGCUCAGCGUCAACACGAAGCCCAAAAUAGCCGGAGUGGACGAGCAGCAAAAGCCAGUCAAGAUGGCCGCCGAGGUGGGGUCAGAGGUCAUCCUGCCGUGUGAGGUGGAGGGCAGCCCGACCCCAUCGGUGACCUGGGCGGGCAGCCACCCCAUCCCUCCUGUCACUGCCUGGUUCACUGUCCUUCCAUCUGGCUCUCUGAAGAUCACUGAUGUCCGUGUGAUUGACAGCAAGCUGUACACCUGCUCUGCAGCCAACCCAGCUGGCAACGUGUCCCUCACCUACAAUUUACAUGUUCAAGCGAAACCCCGGAUCCAGGCAGCGCCCUCAUCGCUGAAGGCCCUGGUUGGCCAGACGGUGGUUCUGCCGUGUGUGGUUCAGGGGGAACCCAGGCCGGAGAUCACCUGGUUCCAUGACGGGAAAGUGGUGGGACACCAGAACACGUUCAAGAUCGCGGCAGUCACACACUCGCACAGUGGAACGUACAGCUGUGUGGCCAAGAACAGCGCUGGCGAGGAGUCCAUACACACCACCCUGGAGGUGCUAGAGGCCCCUCACUUUGGAGAGACGGGAGAGGUCAUCAUCGAGAAGGUCGCCCUCAGCCCAGUCACCAUCCCCUGCCCUGCCAGAGGUUCUCCUCAGCCUAAGGUGCGCUGGUUUAAAAAUGGCCUGGAAGUCCACCGCAGCCAAUCAGAGCUGGGCAUCAGCAUCACCCCGGAGGGCUCGCUGCUGAUUGGCUCCCUGUCUGCCAGUCACAGUGCAGACUUUAAGUGUGUGGCCACCAACGAGGCCGGGUCGGUGGAGAGGAAGACCCGGCUGAAAGUUAUCGUCCCCCCAGAGAUCCAGGAUGAUGGGCAGCCCCUGAACCUGACAGUGACCCAGAGGCAGCCUCUCACGCUGGGCUGCGACGCCUUCGGCAUCCCCUCACCCUCCAUCACCUGGACCAAAGACGGGCAACAGGUGGUGCAGACCCCGGGAGUGUACCUGCAGAAUGGGAACAGACUCUUGCGGAUCUAUCGGGUCCAGCCGGAACACGCUGGCCGGUUCUCCUGUAAGGCGCAGAACCCGGCAGGGGAGACACGCAGGGACUACAACAUAAACGUGCAAGCUCCCCCUGUAAUCUCAGGUUCUGGAGGGGUGCAGGAUGUAUCUGUGGUGGUUGACCAACAGGUGGAGAUGCAGUGUCGUGUGAGUGGGAAGCCCCUGCCCAAAGUGGAGUGGACUCGUGACGGAGAGGUCCUGUCUCGUAGCGGUGACCCCCAUGUUGAGUUCCUGGAGGAAGGGCAGGUGCUGCGGGUCAAGUCGGUACAUCUGAGAGACCAGGGCCUCUACCAGUGUGUGGCAAGCAACAACGCCGGUGCCCAGACACGCCAGUUCAGACUCACUGUCCAGGAGGCUCCAUCCAUCAGGGGCUCGGAGGAGCCAGAGGAGGUGUCGGUGGUGCUGGGCUUCCCCGUGGUGCUGCGCUGUGAGGCUGAGGGGGCGCCGCGGCCCAGCAUCACCUGGCUGAGGGACAGCUUGCCCCUGGUGUCCAGCCCCCAGACCACUUACCUGCGAGGGGGGCAGGAGCUGCGCCUGGGGGCUACCCGGGCCGACGACGCGGGGUCCUACACCUGCCGUGCCACCAACCCGGCCGGCACCGCACACCGCCACUACACGCUCAGCAUUCUGGUUCCUCCUCAGAUUGAAGGAGGGGACUCUGUGUCGGUGAUGUUUGGCCACAGGGAGGAGAAAGUCCGCAUCAACGGAACUCUGCUGCUGUCCUGCCUGGCCAAAGCCUUCCCCGAGCCCAUCACCCAGUGGUUCAAAGAUGGACAGAUGGUGAGGGGGGCGUCUCACCCCGGGCUGCGUGCAGAUGGUCACCUGCUGCACCUUGAGAAUGCUGCACUGACUCACGAGGGACAGUACACCUGUGUGGUCACUAACCCAGCAGGAGAGGACAAGAGGGACUUCGUCACCAUACAGGUACCCCCCAUCUUCCAGCGCGUGAGUAACGGUGUGGCAGGCUGGUCGCUGGGUGAGGAUGAUGAUGAUGAAGGUGAUGUGAUGACGGAGCAGAGGGAGGUGGUGCUAGGUCAUCCAGUCUCCCUGACCUGCGAAAGCAACGCCAUCCCCCCACCCCUGCUCAGCUGGUACCGGCACGGACGCAAACUCACCAGCGCCGACGGAGUCGUACUGCUACCAGGGGGUCAGACACUGCAGAUCCCUCGUGUCCAGCUAGAGGAUGCUGGGAAAUAUACGUGUCAGGCGGUAAACGAGGCAGGAGAGGACCGCAUGCACUUUGACCUGGAAGUACUGGUUGCCCCGGUGAUCUCGAGCCAAUCGGAUGAGUUUGUGGAGGAGGUGAGCGAGGUGGUGAACAGCACGGUGGUUCUGCGGUGUGACGCCACAGGAAACCCGCCGCCUGCCAUCUCCUGGCUCAGGGACGGCCGACCGCUCUUCAGCGGAGACCAUCACCAGAUCCUGGAGGACGGAGCAGCACUGGAGCUCCUGGGCGUGCAGGUGUCGGACAUGGCCGGGUACCUGUGUGUGGCAGAGAGGAACAAGAUUAGGCCAUUGGAGAAGCUCUUUAGCCUGUCUGCAAUUGCCGAGGUGAUGAUUAUUGAAGGGCGAGUGAGUGUGGUGGAGGUCAUGGUGUCUUGCUAUCACGAUGUCCGUGAUACCCCACACGAGAUCACCUGGACACGAGACGGACAGCUGCUCCAGUUCAGUACCGGAAUGCACAUACUACCAGGUACACCGAUGCUUCAGCUUCCCGCGAGCUGCCGUAAGGAGGGCGGCUGGUGGUAUGUUGCAGCCACGAAUUCAGCGUCAAGAUCGAAGAGCAUCCUGCUCAAUAUCUACAUUCUCCCGUCCCUGGUGCCCCGCCCUGAGUAUGAGUCAGAGGUCAUGACCCCUCAUGUGGGGUCAACGGUGUCUCUCAGCUGCGAGGCUCAGGGCACACCAGAACCCGAGGUCACAUGGUACCACAACGGACUCCAGCUCACCCCCGGCAACGGCCUCAAGAUAGAGCGCCACCGCCUGGACAUUCAGGGAAUACAGGUGGCUGACGGGGGGCUGUACACCUGUAAGGUGUCGAACGUAGCUGGCCAUGUGGACCGCACCUUCAGAGUCACGGUACACGUGCCCCCAGUGCUGGAGGGUCCUCUCCACGAGUCCGUCACCCAGACGCUGGGUACCCACGUCACCCUGCUGUGUGAGGCCACCGGCGUUCCUGUCCCCAGCGUCACAUGGCUCAAAGACGGCACUCCCAUUGAGAGCAGUCUGCAGUGGCAGUGGUCAGUUCGGGGCAGCAGGUUGGAGCUGGGUCCUCUGCAGCUCUCCCACGGCGGCACCUACACCUGCGUGGCCAAAAACAACGAGGGACAGACACAGAAGGACUAUGCACUCACUGUACAAGUGUCACCCACCAUCCUGGAUUCGGGGCGUCCGUCUGACGUGAGCGGGCCUGUGGGGGAGCAGCUGACCCUGGAGUGCCGAGUGAUGGGAACCCCGACACCGCAGGUCAGCUGGCUCAAGGACGGUGUCACGCUGGACGGCUCGGACGCAGGACACCUCAGUAUCUCACCAGAUGGGGGCGCCCUGACUCUACUGAGCCUGCGUCCAGAGGACUCUGGGACAUACACCUGCCUGGCAGUGAGCCCAGCUGGACAGGAGAGCAAGAUCUACUCCCUCUUCGUCAUGGUGCCCCCGUCCAUCAGCGGUGAGAGCAGCAGCCCGCGUGAGCUGCAGGCCACGCAGAACAGCGUGGUCACCCUGGAGUGCCAGACGUCGGGGAACCCGCCGCCCCAGAUCAGCUGGCUCAAGAACGGCCGCCCACUAGCCCUGUCCUCGCGCACACGACUCCUCAGCAGAGACUCUGUAGUCAGGAUCUCUCCGGUGCAGCUCUCUGAUGCUGGAGUGUACACCUGUGUGGCCCGCAGUCGAGCUGGUCAGGACGAACUCAACUUUGACCUGCAGGUUCAAGUCCCUCCAGGUGUGGACCAUGUGGAGCCCAUGGAGCAGGUGACGGUGGUGUCGGGGUCCCAGGUGACGCUCACCUGCGAGGCGCGUGGCGUGCCCCCGCCCACUCUCACCUGGCUGAAGGACGGUCAGCCGCUGUCUCUGCAGCGGAACCUGCUGCUGGACGGUCAGGAGACGCGCCUCCAGCUGCCACUCGUGGGAUUGGCCGACGCCGGACUGUACAGCUGCGUCGCUUCCAACCAGGCCGGGUCCAGCACCAAGACCUUCAACCUCACCGUCCUGGAACCCCCGCGUAUCUCCGGCUCGUCGUCCCCUGAGGAGAUGCUGGUGGCGGUGGACAGUGUGCUGGAGCUGGAGUGUGUGGCCGAGGGGCUCCCCCCUCCCUCCCUGAGCUGGCUGAAGGACGGCCAGCCCCUGGGGGAGAGAUCUGACCUCAUCCAGAGGGGGGGGCAGCUCCUCAGGAUCAAUAAAGUACAGGUGGAGGAUGCUGGCCUCUACACCUGUCUGGCCUCAAGUCCAGCUGGAGAGGACGGUAGAAAUCACUGGGUUCGAGUCCAAGUUCCGCCCAACCUCCUCGGCUCGGAUGAUGUCAGAGUGGUCUCCGUCCCGAAAAAAGGUCACCUGACCCUGGAGUGCCAGACGGAGGGAGACCCGCCUCCCAUGAUCGAGUGGUACAAGGACGACGCCAAACUGCAGCCGGGCGGUCGUAUCCAGAGCAUCGCUGGCGGUCAGAUUCUGGAGAUUGCGGACGUGCGGUCGGAGGACAGUGGCCAGUAUAGCUGCAUGGUGACCAACAUCGCCGGAAGCUCCAGCCUCUUCUUCACCGUGGAGAUCUUAUUGCCUCCGGUCAUCAGAGAGGGCAGCUCAGUGGUCACAGCACAUGUCAAUCAGGAUGCUGUCCUACCGUGCGAGGUGCAGGGCGGGACGUCUCCGUCUGUGAUCUGGAGGAGGGACAGUGGUCCACUGGCGCUAGGCAAUGGCAGGUACACCCUGUUGUCCGAGGGCUCUCUGCGUAUUGAGUCUGUCCAGGUGGCUGACGCAGGCAGGUACUACUGCACCGUCUCCAAUGCAGCAGGCUCGGACCACAGAGGCAUGGACCUCAGAGUGUUUGUUGGCCCCUCCAUCAGUGCGGGGCCGCUGAAUGUGACGGUGACGUCGGGCCAGCGGGCAGUCUUGAGCUGCGAGGCCACAGGUGCACCUGCUCCCACGGUCACCUGGAGGAGGAACGGAGCGCCGCUCAACACCGACCUCCCCUCAGGGACCUACAGACUGCUGUCCUCUGGUUCUCUGGUCCUGCUGGCGCCCUCUGAGGACGAUGAAGGCUACUUCGAGUGUGUGGCCGAGAACGAGGCUGGAGAGGAACGCAGGGUCAUCGAGGUCAUUCUCCAAGUCCCCCCGACCAUCGAGGAUGAUGUCACCACCGUCACGGCGAUUAAGAUGUCUCCCGUGGUUCUGCCCUGCCAGGCAACGGGCCGUCCAGAACCAACUGUCAGCUGGACCAAGAGCGGCGCCCAGCUGGGUUCCCGGGGGGGUAGUCACCGGGUCCUGCCCACGGGUGCUCUGGAGAUCACUGCUAGUCUCCCAAGCCAUGCAGGGAGGUACACCUGUGCAGCCCGCAACCCUGCAGGCGUGGCCUACAAACAUGUCACUCUCAGCGUGCAAGAGCCUCCAGAGGUCAGACCCAUGGCCGAGGAAGUCCAGGUGGUGCUGCACCAGGGUGUCGUCCUGCCCUGUGAUGUCACAGGCUUCCCCCGACCCUCCAUCACCUGGCAGAGGGAGGGCGUUCCUCUGGCAACCGGGCACCGGAUGGCUCUUCUGUCCAAUGGAGCCCUCAAGUUCUCUCGGGUUACCCUGGGCGAUGCCGGAACCUACCAGUGCCUGGCUCAGAACGCAGCUGGCACUGCCGUGGGUAGAAUCCGCCUGGUUCUGCAAGUGCCCCCGGUGUUGAGUGUUCCGCGGUCGGAGUACUCCGCUGUGCUGGGCCAGCUGGCCAGCCUGGAGUGUGGUGCGGACGGGCAGCCUCCCCCCGAGGUGAGCUGGCACAGGGACCGGCGCCCCCUGGUGGAUGGCACACACCUGCGUGUCUUCGCCAACGGAACCCUGCGCAUCACGGCCGUCCAGCGCGGUGACGCGGGUCUCUACACCUGCUCCGCCCACAACACCGCGGGCAGGGCCAGCCAUGACAUCAGACUCAUCGUCCAGAUCCCGCCCAUGAUUCCUGUUGGCCAGUCGGAACUGUCAGUCAUCCAGGGUUUCCAGGCACUGUUGCCAUGCGCCGCUCAGGGUCAGCCGGAACCUCGGGUCACCUGGGAGAAGGGCGGGCUCCUGGUGCCCAACCUCCCGGGAAAAUUCACCACGCUCCGCUCAGGAGAACUCAUCAUCGAGAGGGCUGAGCCUGGCGACGCAGGUGUGUUUACCUGUGUGGCCACCAACGCCGCCGGCUCCACUCGACAGGACAUCCAGCUGUCGGUCAACAUGCGGCCCGCCUUCAAAGAGCUGCCCGGAGACGUUACUCUCAACCGAGGGCAGCCGCUCAGCCUGUCCUGCCACGCCCAGGGCACACCUACACCCAGCAUCACCUGGACAUUCAACAACAGCCCGCUUACAGGGGUGACCGUGGACGAGUCAGGCCGCAGCUCGCUGCUUGUUGAGAAUGUGACGACGGCCGAUGCGGGCACAUACGUCUGCGUGGCGGAGAACAGCGUGGGCAGCACACGGGCACUGUCCUUCGUGCGGGUCAGAGAGCCCCCGUUGCUGCGCGGUGAGGCCCACACGUCCCAGCUGGUACCACAGGGUGGGGUGGCGCUGCUGGACUGCGCUGUGCGAGGUGACCCAGUACCCGCACUACGCUGGUUCCGAGAUGGACGGCCGCUCCUGGGUUCGCUGCGACUCCACCCCCUACGCAACGGCUCAUUGGCCAUCUACAGCGUCACGAGUGGAGACUCUGGGGAGUAUCGGUGUGUAGCAGAGAGUGAGGCUGGUGUGGCGGAGAGGACCAUCUCUCUCAAAGUUCAAAUCCCUGGAGGAUACUCCAACUGGCAGUCCUGGAGCCCUUGUAGUGUCAGCUGUGGGCGGGGCAUCCAGGAGCGAAUCAGAUUGUGCAACAACCCAGCUCCUGCCAAUGGUGGGCCUCCAUGUGAGGGCCCCAGUGUGGACUCCAAAGCAUGCCAGGCUUCUUUGUGUCCAGGGGAGUCUCCUCGGCGUGCGCGGGGCAGUUUGAUCGGCAUGGUGAAUGAGCGGGAGUUUGGCGUGGCCUUCCUGGAGGCCAACAUCACAGAGAACCCUGAGGAGGGCACCAGCACUCUGGAGGCCCACGUGGACAACAUCCCCCCCAGCGUGGGUCCUCUCCUGCGUGUGCUAGUCUCUGUGUUCGCCCCCAUCUACUGGACAACGGUGCACCAGACGGAGGAGACUCUGAACGGCUACUCCCAGACUCAGGGCAACUUCAGACAGGAAUCCCAGCUGGAGUUCGAUACUGAUGGUGAUGGAGAGUCCUGCCCCAAUGGGUUUGUGCUGGAUACAGCUUCAUACUGUACUGAUGGUGAUGGAGAGUCCUGCCCCAAUGGGUUUGUGCUGGAUACAGCUUCAUACUGUACUGAUGGUGAUGGAGAGUCCUGCCCCAAUGGGUUUGUGCUGGAUACAGCUUCAUACUGUACUGAUGGUGAUGGAGAGUCCUGCCCCAAUGGGUUUGUGCUGGAUACAGCUUCAUACUGUACUGAUGGUGAUGGAGAGUCCUGCCCCAAUGGGUUUGUGCUGGAUACAGCUUCAUACUGUACUGUGUGCUGUUUGAACACCGUGGGCACCUACCGGUGCCAGGCCCGCUGCGGACCCGGCUUCAAGCCCAGCCUCUCCGGGACCGGCUGCGAGGAUGUGGAUGAGUGUAAGGAGUCAGCGGUGUCGCCAUGCCAACACCAGUGUCUCAACACACUGGGCUCGUACCGCUGCGCCUGUCACACUGGGUACCAGAUGUCUGGUCAUCGUUGUCUAGACAUCAAUGAGUGCAUGAGAAACGUGUGUCCAGCUAAUCAGCAGUGUCGGAACACGGAAGGCGGGUACCAGUGCUUUGACAGCUGCCCCGCUGGCAUGACAACAACCGAGGAAGGCUCAUGCACGGACAUUGAUGAGUGUCAGGACGGCAGUCACAUGUGCCGGUACAGCCAGAUCUGCCAGAACACAGUGGGAGGCUACGGGUGUGUGUGUCCCAGAGGCUACAGCUCACAGGGGGUCGGCCGCCCAUGCCUUGACAUCGAUGAGUGCCUGCAGAACCCCAGCCCUUGCGCCCACCAGUGCCGGAACGUUCCGGGCAGCUUCCGGUGCCUGUGCCCGCCUGGCACGGUGCUGCUGGGCGACGGGCGCUCGUGCGCGGGGCUGGAGCGCGGGCACACGCUUCGGAACGGCACGCGGGUACGGGUGCCCCUGCGGCCCCAGCUGGUGUCCACGCUGGGCAGACCCUACCUGCCCAGGCUGGCACAGGUGCCCGAGCGCCAGCACAGCUCACGGAGCCCGCGGCACGGAUGCCCAGCCGGCUACACCAGCGAGGACGGCACCUGCGUGGACAUUGAUGAGUGUGCCCAGAGGAAGCCAUGCCAACAUGAGUGCAGGAACACUGUGGGUAGCUACCGCUGCCAGUGCCCGCCCGGGUACCAACUUAUGCCCAACGGACGCACCUGCAAAGACAUCGAUGAGUGUGCGGUCCAAGGGGUCCAGUGUGGACUCAAUCAGAUGUGCUUUAACACACGCGGAGGAUACCAGUGCCUGGACACACCCUGCCCUGCUUCCUACCACCGUGGGGGAACCCCAGGGACGUGCUACCGUCCGUGCUCGCGUCUGGACUGCGCUGCUGGCGGCUCCCCCCUGCUGCUGCAGUACAAGCUGCUGACCCUCCCCCUGGGCAUCCCGUCCAGCCACAGCGUGGUGCGUCUGUCCGCCUUCUCCGAGUCGGGCACGCUGCAGGAGCGCACGUCCUUCCGGCUGCUGGAGCAGAGCGCAGAGGACGGCGGACCGGCCUUCGGCGUCCGUGACGAGGGCGGGAGGGGCAUCAUCUUCACGCUGCGCCCGCUGGAGCGGCCGGGACUGGUCAAGCUCAGGGUGCAGGCCACUACGCUGUCGGAGCAGGGCCGCGUCACCUACCAGAGCAUCUUCAUCAUCUACAUCUCCAUCUCCACUUACCCCUACUAAACACACACACACACACAUACGGACACAAAGAGAGGCAUGGAUACAAAAAGCCUUACUGAACUGCCACACA